AUGCUCUACACUCCCAAAGUACAGCUACUCGAGUCCACAAUCAAUACCCCUUCGCGCCAUAUGUCCGAUAUAAUCACACCGGAAGAUGCCAACCUCUGGCUCCCAUCAGCUCUUUGUAGCAAGUCCAUGGUUCCUAAUGCUCGACUUGUCUCAACCGAGUGGGAGUUGCGGUAUGCUCAGGCUGGUGAUGCUCUUGAAGAAAUCCAACAGAGCCUCCACAUGUGUGGCUACAUGUACUCAUUCAAAUGGGAUUGGAUUCGAGGCCAGAGUGCAAAUACUUGCAUGCAGAACGCUGUCAGCCGUGUUGAAGUGAAGACUGCAGCUGCAGCAGAUAAAUAUUGCACCGCUCACACAGCUCUCUCAUCUCUCGCACCAGUGGUCGGUAAGAUUGGCUGGGAUAAUACAUUUAAAGUGCUUGACAGAAACAAUGAUGUACAUGGGAUGUCAGCUCCAAGGCAUGGAGAGAGCGAAGGUCGAAGGCAACUGUCAUGGAUCUGGUUAGUUGAGGGUGUCGGAGAUGAUGCAGAUGAGGCAAUACAAGACGGUCUUAAACUCAAAUGGUGCAAAGCUCGAGCUAGGGCUGCACACUGGGUAGAAGAAGUAGAGCUCCUUCAGGAGGAGAUGUGCAGGGUGGUGUGCUUUCUUAGGUGGCAUGCAGGCUGGUGGAAAAAUAAGGUUGGAGAAUGUGCGCUCGUCAUUGCCAGCGACAACGAGAGUCUGAUAGCCUAUGAAGGUCUGGUGGAAUAUGCCCAUCGCCAGGCCCAGCUCAGGCAUGAUCUGGCUGACUGCUUUGACAGGAUAUGGGCAAUACAUCUCCUACCUGCAGCUACCUCUACUAGCAUGACAAGUUCGAGUAGCGCUUGUCAAGAUCACUUUCCAGAUCUCCACCUUCCAGAUGCUGUGCUUCACCCUUGA
Messenger RNA from Suillus subalutaceus, 915 nucleotides. RefSeq lists its product as uncharacterized. The record is from RefSeq and is a predicted model, not a curated record. Bases 1 to 915 code for a protein of 304 amino acids. Lineage: Eukaryota; Fungi; Basidiomycota; Agaricomycetes; Boletales; Suillaceae. The transcript has 2 exons.